Phasianus colchicus (ring-necked pheasant) is the source of this 591-nucleotide messenger RNA. The record is from RefSeq and is a predicted model, not a curated record. Lineage: Eukaryota; Metazoa; Chordata; Aves; Galliformes; Phasianidae.
GCCUUCCUCUGGAUAUUGGCUUGGAGAAAUGACGUCCCGCAGAUGGCAUCAGCAGGACCUGUUGUGCAUGGGCUCCUGUCUCUGGGGAGCUCACCAGUUUGGCUGGAGGGGAAGAGGCAGGAGCUGAAUGUGAAAACCACACAGCUGUUGGCCAGGAAGGACCUCAUUCUCCAAUCAGUGUUUGAUGUCCUCCAAGAGAAUGGGAUCCAUGGACUGAAGAGAGAGGAAAUUCUGCAGUUGACACAGCACGCCAUUCAGAAAAUCAUGGAAAAUGGCGUCUGGAUGCCCAACUGGGCUCUGGAAACCAUGGGUGCCACUGUUGAUGCAGAGAGGACAUCCAAGAGUUAUGGUGGGAAAGGCUGGAAGAACCACUGGCUUUCUCCACUCUUUUCCACCGCAAAGCCUCCUGAGACACUCUUGCAGCCUGAUAUUUCUCCUGGCAACUGUUGGGCUUUCCAAGGAUCUUGGGGCCACGUGGUCAUCCAGCUGCCGGAGAAAAUCCAGCCCACGGCUUUCACCAUCUGGCACAUCUCCAAGGCAGUCUCUCCCUCUGGUGAAGUCAGCAGUGCCCCCAAAGAGUUUGCUGUCUUG